UAUAAUUCAGACAUUCGAUAAAUACAUUGUGAUUGCAUCAUAGCCGUCUUAAAGGUUAUCUCUUUUAAAAAAUAUUCGUUAAUAAUGGCUUUUAGGAACUGGUUUUCGCUUCCAGUCGUUAGAGCUGAUGACGAGCAGGACUUGGUUGACCCUCAAUCAGUUUUAAGGGAAAAAUGCCAAGCCAAAGGGCACAUAGAAUCCUUGUACAAUAAGUACCAAGAGUGUAAUGAUCGUGUGAAUGGCCGAUCCAAAACAACUGAGACGUGCAUCGAAGAACUAUUUGACUAUGUUGCUGAGUUAGAUCAUUGCGUUUCGCACAGCCUUUUUACAAAACUAAAGUAAAUACCAUUGAAGCUUUUUUCAAUAAUGGAAAGUGCAGUGCUUAAUAAUAAGAACAUAAAUAAACAAAUCACUUGAUCGAGCUUUCUA
Messenger RNA from Drosophila teissieri, 429 nucleotides. RefSeq names its product cytochrome b-c1 complex subunit 6, mitochondrial (gene UQCR-11). The record is from RefSeq and is a predicted model, not a curated record. Gene Ontology annotation, biological process: mitochondrial electron transport, ubiquinol to cytochrome c. The transcript has 3 exons. The coding region runs from base 85 to 342 and encodes 85 amino acids. NCBI's taxonomy places the organism in Eukaryota, Metazoa, Arthropoda, Insecta, Diptera, Drosophilidae.